Molecule: messenger RNA, 1332 nt
Organism: Acanthosepion pharaonis
Lineage: Eukaryota; Metazoa; Mollusca; Cephalopoda; Sepiida; Sepiidae
Source: the annotation of a GenBank genome assembly
AUGCUUUUGCUUAACCUUUCUUUCUCUAAGGUUUACAUUUCCACUUCUGUAUUAAUAUUUGCAUUUUUUCUUCCUGUCCUUUUUCAUUUUUCCUUCUUUCUUUCCUUCUUUCUUUCCUUCUAUAUCCUUUCUUUCUCUUUAACUUUAUCUCUGUAUUCUUUCUUUAUUUUAAUUUUUUCUUUCUUUUCUACUAUAGUCUCUUUUCUUUCUUUUUCUUUCUUUCUUUCUUUCUUUCUUUCUUUCUUUCUUUCUUUCUUUCCUUCUUUCUUUCUUUCUUUCUUUCUUUCUGUCUUUCUUUCUUUCUUUCUUUCUUGUUUUCCAAUCUUUUUCUUUUUCUGUUUAUUAUACUUUUUUUCCAUACUUUUAUUUUCUCUUUUCUUUUCUGUCUUUCUUUCUUUUUUCAGUUUCUCUAUAUUCUUUAUUCUUUCUUUCAUUCAUUCUUUUUUCCUCUAUUUAUUUUCCCCUCUUUCUCUUUCAUUCUUUGUUUUACUCACUUUCUCUUUCUCUUUUUAUUUUUCUCUCUUUCUAUACCACUCUUUAUUUAACUCUUAUCUUCUCUUUUCCUCUUUACUUUCUUCUCUUUCACUUUCCCUCUGUAUUUUACUAUCUUUCUUUUCCAAUCUUUAUUUCUCUAUCUUUCUUUUUCUCUCUUUAUUUUCAUCUUUCUUUUCCCCCUUUUAUUUUAAUCUCUCUCUCUCAUUUACUCUUUAUUUCCCUAUCUUUCGCUUUUUUCUUCUCUCUUUUUCCCUUCACUUCUUUACUUUCCUCUCUUUUCCCUCUUCUUAUUUUCUUAUCUUUCUCUUCCCCUCUUUACUUCCAACUCAUUCGCUUCUCCCUCUUUACCUCCCCCUCUUUCUCUUUCCCCUCUUUACUUCCCUUUCUUUCUCUUCACCUCUUUACUUCCCUCUCAUUCUCUUCCCCCUCUUUAGCUCCCUCUCUUUCGUUUUCCCUCUUUACUUCCCUCUCUUUUUCUUCAUCUCUUUAUUUCUCGCUCUUUUUCUUCCCCUCUUUACUUCCCUCUCAUUCUCUUCCCCACUUCACUUCUCUCUCAUUCUCUUCCCCCUCUUUAGCUCUCUCUCUUUCGCUUUCCCUCUUUACUUUCCUCUUUUUCUCUUUUCCUCUUUACUUCCCUUCCUUUUUCUUCAUCUCUUUACUUCUUUCUCUUUCUCUUCCCCUGUUUACUUCCCUCUCAUUCUCUUCCCCCUCUUUACCUCCCUCUCUUUCGCUUUCCCUCUUUACUUGCCUCUCUUUCUCUUUCCCAUUUUACCUCCCUCUUUUUCUCUUCCUCUCUUUACUUCCCUCUCUUUCCCUUUCUUUGUACUCUUAAUCUGA